Molecule: messenger RNA, 689 nt
Organism: Cotesia glomerata
Lineage: Eukaryota; Metazoa; Arthropoda; Insecta; Hymenoptera; Braconidae
Product: protein FAM177A1-like
Exons: 3
Coding region: 150-614 (154 amino acids)
Source: RefSeq, a predicted model, not a curated record
UACUACUACUCCAUAUAAUGCGCAUAAUAAAAACAAAUAUGUCAGGGAUUUACUGUUCAUUGUUUCACAUUUCCAAUAGUGAUUAACGGUGAUUAAUUUUGUUUUAUCAUACCGCGACUGAUGACCUGUUCUAGAAACUAGCUGUCAAAAUGACAACUGAAAAUAAAGAAAUGUGUGAUUUAACCAACAUUGUUUUACAAGUUAAUGGAGAAAAUCAAAUUAAUCAGGACAACGAAUCAUUAAAAAUUCCCAAAAGAGUCUUACAUUUUUCUGACGGUGAUUUGAUUGAAUAUUCUGAUGAUGAAACGGAUUCUAGUUCUCCAGAAACUGACAACCAACUCAUAGAUCUUAAAAGUAUCGGCUGGGUUCCAUGGGCUUGGUACCAGACUUCAUGGGUAGGCUCCAAAGUACUCGAAAGUUGCGACUACGUUGGUGAAGCCCUGGCUAAUUUUUUGGGAAUUACGUCUCCUAAAUACUACUUUGAGCUUGUAGAGUACCAACGCCUCCAAAAAUUUCAGGAUGAGGAAAAUAAAAAAGAUCUUGAGAUACAGGGGUGGAAUCAAAAUAAUACAGAAACUUUAAUAGUAAACGACAUUAAAACUUCAAACCAUUAAUUUUUAAAUUAUUAUUUUUUACUCUAAAAAAUUACUUCAAAAUUAAUGAUUCUAAAAUUUAGACAUCUGAUAAUU